AAAAAUGAUUCCUGCCUCUCUCUCUCUCUAAACAAAACACUCCCAUAGAAAUAUAUUGUACAACCGGAAAGGCGGUUUCAUUCAUCGAUUCUCUAGCUUUUCUGCAGAGAGACAAAUCAAGAAAGAAGAGUAGGUGGCCACCAUCGAUGGAUGGAAUGUACGGCUUCCAACCAACAUGUGACUACUCAGAUAAGGCGGGGAUGAUGAUGUUACCGGAUAAUCUGAUGUUUCCUUCGGACUACCAAACCUUGCUUUGCUCCUCUGCUGGAGACAAUCGCGUCUCAGAUGUUUUCGGAUCCGACGAGUUAUUCUCAGUAGCAGCCUCCGCUACUAUGUCGUCGGGGGUUGCAUCGAUGGCCCCUGGGAUCCGAAGAAACGAUGGUAACGUAUCGCUCGGUGUCAUUAAGGCGAAAAUCGCUUGUCAUCCUGCGUAUCCACGGUUACUACAGGCUUACAUGGAUUGUCAGAAGGUCGGAGCUCCGCCGGAGAUAGCCUAUUUACUGGAGGAGAUUCAACGGGAGAGCCAUGUGUACAAGCAAGGCGUUUCUCCGUCGUCGUCUUACUUCGGAGCUGAUCCUGAGCUCGAUGAAUUCAUGGAAACCUAUUGCGAAAUAUUGGUGAAGUACAAAUCGGACCUCGAGAGGCCGUUUGAUGAGGCGACGACCUUCUUGAACAAAAUCGAGAUGCAGCUACGAAACCUAUGCACUGGCGUGGAGUCUGCCAGGGGAUUUUCGGAGGAUGGUGCAGUUUCAUCUGACGAGGAAUUAAGUGGAGGCGAUGAGAUAUUACAGGAUGGGAAACAAAUAUGCGAAGACCGUGAUCUCAAGGACAGGUUGCUUCGCAAAUUCGGAAGCGGUAUAAGUUCACUAAAGCUGGAGUUUUCAAAGAAGAAGAAGAAAGGAAAGCUACCACGAGAAGCAAGACAAGCGCUACUCGAUUGGUGGAGUGUUCACUAUAAGUGGCCUUACCCUACUGAAGGUGAUAAGAUAGCAUUGGCUGAUGCAACGGGGUUAGACCAAAAACAGAUCAACAAUUGGUUUAUAAACCAAAGAAAACGUCAUUGGAAUCAGUCAGAGAAUAUGCCUUAUGCAUGAUGAACGAUCUAGUAAUGAGAAUGCAUGAUGGUAUUUUAACGUUGAAGUAAAAGAAAAGAAAUGGGCUUGUAUUGACAUGUUUCCUUUAGUAUAAAUUCUGCUUUGAUUUUUUUUUUUUUUGACUAAAUUUCUGCUUUGAUUUGCCGAGAAAAGAAGAAAAAAAAUGGAAAAAGAGCAGUGAAGGUUGGAUA
This is a messenger RNA of Raphanus sativus (radish), 1285 nucleotides long. Its product is annotated as homeobox protein knotted-1-like 6. The transcript has 5 exons. Gene Ontology annotation, cellular component: nucleus. Lineage: Eukaryota; Viridiplantae; Streptophyta; Magnoliopsida; Brassicales; Brassicaceae. The record is from RefSeq and is a predicted model, not a curated record. The coding region runs from base 147 to 1094 and encodes 315 amino acids. Gene Ontology annotation, molecular function: DNA binding. Gene Ontology annotation, biological process: regulation of DNA-templated transcription.